This is a messenger RNA of Parnassius apollo (apollo), 831 nucleotides long. NCBI's taxonomy places the organism in Eukaryota, Metazoa, Arthropoda, Insecta, Lepidoptera, Papilionidae. The record is from the annotation of a GenBank genome assembly.
AUGGGCUGCAGCACCUCCCUGACAACAAGUGAUGGGCUGCAGCACCUCCUGACAACAAGUGAUGGGCUGCAGCACCUCCUGACAACAAGUGAUGGGCUGCAGCACCUCCUGACAACAAGUGAUGGGCUGCAGCACCUCCUGACAACAAGUGAUGGGCUGCAGCACCUCCUGACAACAAGUGAUGGGCUGCAGCACCUCCUGACAACAAGUGAUGGGCUGCAGCACCUCCUGACAACAAGUGAUGGGCUGCAGCACCUCCUGACAACAAGUGAUGGGCUGCAGCACCUCCUGACAACAAGUGAUGGGCUGCAGCACCUCCUGACAACAAGUGGUGGGCUGCAGCACCUCCUGACAACAAGUGAUGGGCUGCAGCACCUCCUGACAACAAGUGGUGGGCUGCAGCACCUCCUGACAACAAGUGAUGGGCUGCAGCACCUCCUGACAACAAGUGAUGGGCUGCAGCACCUCCUGACAACAAGUGAUGGGCUGCAGCACCUCCUGACAACAAGUGAUGGGCUGCAGCACCUCCUGACAACAAGUGAUGGGCUGCAGCACCUCCUGACAACAAGUGAUGGGCUGCAGCACCUCCUGACAACAAGUGGUGGGCUGCAGCACCUCCUGACAACAAGUGAUGGGCUGCAGCACCUCCUGACAACAAGUGGUGGGCUGCAGCACCUCCUGACAACAAGUGAUGGGCUGCAGCACCUCCUGACAACAAGUGAUGGGCUGCAGCACCUCCUGACAACAAGUGAUGGGCUGCAGCACCUCCUGACAACAAGUGAUGGGCUGCAGCACCUCCUGGCAACAAGUGGAUGGGCUGCAUGCAUCUGA